Molecule: messenger RNA, 1082 nt
Organism: Aspergillus ochraceoroseus IBT 24754
Lineage: Eukaryota; Fungi; Ascomycota; Eurotiomycetes; Eurotiales; Aspergillaceae
Exons: 2
Coding region: 247-588 (113 amino acids)
Molecular function (GO): protein binding
Source: RefSeq, a predicted model, not a curated record
CUAUGGCCUUCUCCUCACGGGCAAAUCCACGGAAGCCGAACAAGUCCUUGAGUCGUACUUACAAGGACAACCGGGAAAGGAGCGAGCUGCUGUUUCCGAACCUUAUAAGUGAGUAAAUCCAGUCACCGCAUUACCCUCAAAAACGCCCGUUAUUCAAACUAAGUGACCUGGACUAGAGCUGCCUAUGCCCAGAGGCUUUUAGGAGUUGUAUUUCGCCAUCAGGGGCGCUACGCCGAAAGCCUCGACAUGCACCAACGGGCUAUAAAGUUACUUAUCGAUACUACCGGAGAAGACUUUCGGGUGGCGGAAUUCCACGACCAGAUAGGGGACACGCAGAGAUGUCUGGGACAGUUUGAAGAAUCCAAGCAUUCAUACCUACGGGCUGUAACACUGUGGAACGAGAGUUCGUCGAGCCUUCUCGAGAUAAGCAGGACAUAUUUCAAGCUUUCUCAUAUCUGUGAGGAGCUAGGCAACGCGACUGAAGCUGCAGAUGCUAAACAGAACGGGAACAGAAUCUUGGGUAGAGCUGGGGACCAUUUGACAGAGGAGGACAUAGAUCGGCUAUUACUAGGUUGGUCACGCAUUUGAAGAAGGACGUACAGUACAAUCACGACUUUCUUUGUAAUUGGAGAAUCUGGAAAACGAGUUACCUACUCUGUGCCUAGUAAGUAGGUAUUUAACUAGUGAUCUACAGAGUAGUUAACUAGUUAGUUAGUUACUAGGUGCUUUUUAAUCGUCCACCCGUUUAGUUACCCUGAGGCCUAACAGGUUCCCCAAUGCAGACCGAAAUAUUGCCGAUUUAAUCCCGGACGGCUCCUGGUCCCUUUCCGAUCACUCCAGUUGAGAGCCAUAUUGCGUGGAAGGAUAAUUUGAUUCUCAUCUUGCAGUACAUACUUUUACAAUUCAAAGCUUUUGACUGUAUAGUGUAUACAGGUAAUUGGCACUCACUGGAUGUGGUGUUUGACAUUCCAUCCCACAUCUAUACCACUGAGAUCUUAUUGUUGAAAAUGAAGAAUCUCGAAAAUCACUAGAAAAGACUAUCCAGGUAUUACUGAAUUAUGUCAGAUUAUAUAAUAAAACAG